This is a messenger RNA of Pygocentrus nattereri (red-bellied piranha), 5800 nucleotides long. It is a transcript of the gene git1, whose product is annotated as G protein-coupled receptor kinase interacting ArfGAP 1. Lineage: Eukaryota; Metazoa; Chordata; Actinopteri; Characiformes; Serrasalmidae. The transcript has 21 exons. Bases 463 to 2763 code for a protein of 766 amino acids. Gene Ontology annotation, molecular function: protein binding; GTPase activator activity. The record is from RefSeq and is a predicted model, not a curated record. Gene Ontology annotation, biological process: regulation of ARF protein signal transduction; brain development.
GACGUCAGAGGGAGACAGUAUGCAGCCUGCCACAGCCUACAAAUGAGUGGGGGAUGCUGGAUGUAAAUAAAACGUUGUUUCCAUGUUUUUUCUUAUUACACGCUCGGCUCUGGAUAUGGGGCUUGGGUAAAAUAGGCUAAUGCGUACAUACAGUAUACAAGAGAAACGUUCAAAAUUAUACAGCCUAAGAAAGCGAACGAACUCUCAUUCAAACGGUAAGACAGAGUUUCCGUGAUAUUUCACAAAAGCUAAACUCCUUGCUCUGAAAGCAGCAGCAAAAAAACCCUAGCGAGAAGAAGGGUGAGGACCGGGAGCGCUGGAAAGCUCUUCGCCGGCUUCCGGACAUUCAGGGGCGGCAUCAAAGCUGCAGUCGUCGCUAAACUGGACCGCCGAACAUCGUCGUUAUUGGAUUGGAAUAUCUGCGUUAUCUCGUGAAGGCUGGUCGUUUAUUUUUUGUUUAUCAUGUCCAGGAAAGUCCAAAGAAGCGAGGUGUGUGCCGACUGCAGUGCGCCAGAUCCUGGCUGGAGCAGUAUAAACCGGGGUGUGCUGAUCUGUGAUGAGUGCUGUUCUGUGCACCGGAGCCUGGGACGCCACAUCUCUAUCGUUAAGCAUCUGCGCCACAGCGGCUGGCCUCCUUCCUUACUACAGAUGGUCCAGACUCUGGCCAGUAAUGGUGCUAAUUCAAUUUGGGAGCACUCCCUACUGGACCCUGCACAGGUUCAAAGCGGUCGCAGGAAACCUAACCCACAAGAUAAAGUGCACCCCACCAAGUCUGAGUUCAUUCGCGCCAAGUAUCAGAUGCUAGCCUUCGUCCACAAGCUGCCCUGCCGUGAUGACGAUGGAGUCACCACCAAGGACCUCAGCAAGCAACUGCAUUCGAGUGUGCGGACAGGGAGUCUGGAGACAUGUCUGCGACUACUGUCUCUCGGAGCUCAGGCUAACUUCUUUCACCCUGAGAAGGGAACCACUCCACUGCAUGUGGCUGCUAAGGCUGGACAAGUGCUGCAGGCCGAACUGCUUGUGGUUUAUGGAGCUGACCCCGGAGCACCAGACAUCAAUGGCCGCACUCCCAUGGACUAUGCUAGGCAAGCAGGCCAGGUGGAGUUGGCUGAGCGCUUAGUGGAAUGUCAGUAUGAGCUCACAGACAGACUGGCCUUCUACUUGUGUGGCCGACGCCCAGAUCACAAGAAUGGACAUUAUAUCAUCCCUCAGAUGGCUGACAGAGCUCGCCCUAAGUGCCCGACGCAGAGCCUGGACCUGUCUGAACUGGCCAAGGCCGCCAAGAAGAAGCUACAAGCGCUCAAUAAUCGCUUGUUUGAGGAGCUGGCCAUGGAUGUAUAUGAUGAGGUGGACCGCAGGGAAAACGAUGCGGUCUGGCUAACAACUCAGAACCACAGCACGCUUGUUACAGAGAGGAGCGCAGUCCCUUUCCUGCCUGUUAACCCUGAAUACUCAGCCACACGCAACCAGGGUCGACAGAAGUUGGCUCGAUUUAACGCACGGGAGUUUGCUACGCUCAUUAUUGAUAUCCUCAGUGAUGCCAAGCGACGGCAGCAAGGCAAAGGCCUGACAAGUCCCACUGAGCCUCUGGAUGUGGGUCAGCCAGAUGACGACCAGCAUGAUUAUGACAGCGUAGCUUCUGACGAGGACACAGACAGUGAGCUGACCACGCAGAACAACAACAACACCCAGCGCAACAACCGCGCCAAGAGCAUGGACUCGUCUGACUUGUCAGAUGGACCCAUCACACUGCAGGAGUAUCUGGAGGUGAAAAAAGCCCUGGCCUCCUCUGAGGCUAAAGUCCAACAGCUCAUGAAGGUCAACAACAACCUGAGCGAAGAGCUGAGGAGGCUUCAGAAAGAGAUCUCGCGGAUGCAGACGGAGAACACGGCGUUGAGGGGGGCCCAGGCUGGGGUGCCGGGGGCUCUGGGUGGGGGCGGCAGUGUGCCACUCUGGCCUGCUGGGUUGAGGGGAGUGGCAGGGGGAGGCGGAGGAACGGUCAGUGGGGAUUUGGGCCUGGCCCCGCCCUCCUCAGCCCCGCUCCGCAGGGACAGGCAGGCCUUCUCUAUGUACGAGCCUGGAGCAGCCACCCCCAAAGCCCUCGCCCCAGUGCUGGACUCUCUAAGUGAUCACCUGCAGCCCCUUGGCCCCAGCGUGCGCAAAGGGGCUCCUGCAGGUCCCACACCCUAUGGAGGACCACAUCUGUCAGCCUCCAUGGAGGUGGGGCGAUAUAUGGGUCCUAAGACAGAAAAACAUGGUAGUGGCACUGACAGUGACUAUGAUAAUACACAAACAUACGACACCUCUCUUGGCAUGGGCCGCAGCAGUGAAGAAGAUAGCCGAGGGGAGGUGGAGGACAGUGGUGAUGGUGGGGAGCCAGACCCCACGCUGCCAUGCACGGAGGAUGUCAUCCUGAAGACUGAGCAAGUCACCAAGAACAUCCAGGAGCUGCUAAGAGCAGCACAGGAGUUCAAACAUGACAGUUUUGUGCCAUGCUCAGAGAAGAUUCAUUCAGCUGUGACAGAAAUGGCCUCUCUUUUUCCUAAGAGGCCCGCGCUGGAUGCUGUCCGCUCCUCUCUGAGGCUGCUGGCGGCCAGUGCCUCUCGACUACAGGUAGAGUGUCGCAAGGCGGCGCCCUCUGAGCCAUCAGCCAGCACGGUGGACUACCAGCUCCUCACACAGCAGGUCAUCCAGUGCGCCUAUGAUAUUGCCAAGGCCGCCAAACAACUGGUCACCAUCACAACCCGUGAGAAGAAGCAGUGACCCACAGUGCGAGCAGGGCACAUGCUUACUGAGAGAUGGGCGGGGGGACGCACUACAGGAACGGGGCAGGAAUUAGGCAUGUUGGUGGUGAAGGAAAGGACUAGACACAAAUGGAGCUGCUGAAGUUAAGAAUGAAAUGAACAAUGGAAGAAGGAAGCAUAUGAAUGUUGAGAAUGAUGAAAGUGAAAAGGAAAUAAAAUAUUGCGAGUUGUGAAAAAGACAGUGAAAGAAGGGAAAAAGAAGCUACAAGCAGCUAUCCAACCUAUCACCACCAAAAUGGAGAAAGGGUGGCUUCGUGGGAGACUUUUUUCGGAGCGGCUAAUCAUCUCACUCCUGUGGCUCUUCUGUUAUCGGGGUUCUUCUCUACCCAAAUCCUUUACUCAAGUUUUUCUUUCUUUUUUUUGGUCUCUUUCUCUUACACAUACACGCAUACAUACACACUGGCUUUCACAUAUACAAACACACAGUUCAGUGCUUGUGGCCUUUUAGCACACUCGCUGUGGCUCCUCUGGUUCAUGUUCAUAUAUACUGUUCUCUUUUAACACUACACACACACACACACACACACACUCUCUCUCCCACUUCCAGCCUUGUUCCAGAAAACCAGACCACAGCCCCUCGCACCACUCUGUGUUUGUUUGUGUGUUGUCUUUAUCUUUCUGUUUUGCUGUCAUUGUUUUUAUUUUUUCUCUUAAUCUCAUCCCUUUCCUGAAUCCAUUUUUAUUUUCGAAUGCCACUCCACUGGCCUGUACCUCUCGGGACAAAUGCUCAGACUUUAAAAAAAAAAAAAAAAAAAAGAACACUUACACUGGAAUUAUUGUAAUGAUUAUGACUAUAGUUUUGUAUUAAUGUAAUGAUUAUCAUUGUCAUUGAUGGUUGCUUCUGACUUUGUUAAAUAUGUAUUAAUAUUAUUUUUUGGUUAAUUUUCUUUUAUUGUUUUUUUUUUGGGGGGGGGGGUAUUAUUUUACUUUUUGUUAUUUCAUUUAUCACUUGGUCAUGAAAAAAAAGGGGAGCGUUCUUGAAUGGGACACUCAGAUCUUACAGUAUUGGGUGUGUUCACAGACCUGUGAAAAGAUACCCCUGAUCUUACCGAACACGCCUGUAAUCUAGGGGAACAUGUUUGGGUUACUAUGUGUGACUAUGUGUACAACUAUUUUGCAUUCAUCAUAGCCAAACGAGAACGAUGAGUGUGAGAACACUGUAGCGAUGACCUUACUCUUUUGAGCACAAAGGCAGUGGUCAGCUUUGACCCAGACGGCUGUGUGCACUGACAUCAGAAGGUAAAGUCAGAUCUCAUCCUGAAGAGGAGAGGGAUCUAUUCAUCUCAUCAAUAUUCCUCUAUUGUGGGCUCAUUUCACUACAUUCUCUGCCUGCACCUUUCAGUUUAGCAACAAGGAGCUCCACUCUGUUGGAACGGUUCUCUCUCCAGCUCUUCCAUUGUACUUUCUUUGAGAGUAUCAAAUCGGCUUCUUUACUGGUGUAGUGUGUUAGGGAACUUUGAUGUGAGCCCUUAUUUCCUGGACCAGAUUUGUUUUCCUCUGAGAAUAUCAGAUUUUUAUGUAGUAUGCUUCAUGCGUUUUUUUUUUUUUCUUUUUCUUUUAUUGGAAAGCAUGUGUACUGUCAAUUAUAACAAGACCCUUAUGUUAUAUAAGCUACAUGGAAGUGAGUGUUGGUGGUUGAAGACCGCCAUCAACAUUCUCCUCCCAGGCACUUCAGCAGGUUACGGUAAUGAGGAAAAAAAGACAGCUGUGCUGUAUAAACCUCUCCCUCAGUUGAUCCAGGAGCAAAGAAGAGGGUGUGGGUGAGACUGUAGGCAGCAGCGGGGGAUUGUGGGUUACUGCUGAAUGGCUCUUGGCACGAUGCAGCCAUUUCAGCUGAGAAGUACUCCUCAUGAUGUUUGUGGGGGUGGUGAACUGGAGCUUUCAAAGCGCAAACACACUAAGCACUACUUAAUCUAAACACUAUGUUCAUCAGCCUGAGGCUUAAUUUAGACAGACACAUAAGUUAUUCACACAGGCCUGUCUGAUGCUUGCUUGAACACAAAAAAUGAGUUUCCGUCUGGACCACAUUCACAUUUCAGCAGGUGAUCACGUAGUGAUGGUGUCUGAACAGAGGUGGAACUGUUUUACCUUGUCUAGGUGCAGCCUGCAUAACAUCAGCUUCACUCAAAUACUGUCCGUUUAUUUUCAAUGUUACAUGGUUAGUUUUGUAUGUUUCUUUUGCCACUACAUAAGCCUUAAAAGUUCUUCAGUUGCAAUUUUGCUUACGUUGUUUCUUACAUUGUCUAAGAUCCCAUGUGAAUUUCGACCAGUACAUGCACUUGCCUUUUUUUGCGUUUGGGGAAUGGGAUGAUGCUUUUCCUUUAAAAUGUGUCAAAAAAGAUUGUCGGGAGAGAAUCUGUCGUCAUUGCCUUUGCACAUCUGCCAGAUUCUUUGUAGCAUCUGUUGUCUUGAUAGUUGCCAUCUCUUUCAUCCUCUUUGACCUCUCUGGGUAGCACACAUAUAACAGAGUUAUUGAGUAUGUGUCACACAGAUUGGUAAUGUCAUACGGUGGUUAUGGGGAGUUGUUUAUUUUUGUGACAGUAGUUAGAUAUUGGGAGAACCCAGGAGGUUAGCACCAAACUGGGAGAAGAGAUGGGGAUGUGUGUGUUUGGAAAGCGGGAGCCUUUGCACACAUAGACUGCAUGAUUUAUCCAGCACAAUGUUGGGCUCCUUUGGUGUAAACUGUAGAAAUGUAAUGUCUGCCUUUGUCCCACGCAGCCUCAUGCCAUCAUGCAGUCAAUGCACACAUGAACAAAGCCUUCACAUGCACACAGACGUGCAUGCGCUCGAGCGAACAUCCACAUCCUACUUUUGAGUAGUCUCUUCUUCAGUUCAGUCCAGCCCACUGCACUGUACUCAUAAUGACUGUUCUGAGAUUGCUGAUGGGAGAAAUUCUUUUAGAGUAAACUGUAUAAAAUAAAGAAACAACUAAGCAAAAACAAAUCAUAAUAGAAACUCGUAAGCUGUACAUUUGUAAUAAAGACAAAAAAUGUUAA